Molecule: messenger RNA, 1234 nt
Organism: Scylla paramamosain (green mud crab)
Lineage: Eukaryota; Metazoa; Arthropoda; Malacostraca; Decapoda; Portunidae
Product: putative cuticle collagen 99
Exons: 5
Coding region: 143-1069 (308 amino acids)
Source: RefSeq, a predicted model, not a curated record
GGGUAAUGGGAACAGGCAGUGUGUGAAGACCGUGUAGAUCAACGUGCCACACACCCAGACUGUUUGAGCCACGUUAGGAUCACACACUUGAGAUACGCUGAGCACUGAAGGGCUGGACACGCGCACAUGGGCAGCCGCCACCAUGUCGCCGCACUUGGUCGUGUUCGUCGGCUUGGUGGUGCUGGUAUUGUGUGGGUCUGCCCGGGGCGUGACGGAGACAGGUCUACAGGAACUCACGGCCCUAGAUGUCGUGCUGCGGGACCUUCAGGGUAUCCUGGUGACCCACCCCCAACCCGGCCCGCUGGCCACGUUGACGGAGCCUCUGGCGGGUGUUUGGAAUGCAAGUGGAAAUGAAGGAGCUAGCACGGCGGAAGGGGUGGGAAGCCUUAGCUUUCUAAGCUCACACGUCGCCGUGGAGUCUGACGAACAGAGCGGAGAAGCGGCACCAGUUCGUCCCUCGAGACGUAAGAAGCGUGUCAGCCCAACGCCGCCGCCCUCUCGUUGCCCCAUUGUGCAGCUGCCGGAAUACCUAAGCAAGUGGGAACAGCUGAAGUACCUCGUGACUGCACAAAUGGUGGGCUGCCACCAUCACGGCGACUGCUGUCACAGGAGGCCAGACCCAUGUCCCUACAAAGCCGAAGUUCUGGCGGCACGCCUCGCCCUGCUGGAGGAGCAACUACGGGAGGUAGACCGUCUGGAGGCGCGGCUCAAGAUCCACUUCACACUGCUCAACAGUAUCCAGGCCAGUGUCAAGUACCCUGGCCAGCCCGGAGAGCGUGGACCUCCGGGACGCAAGGGACACCAGGGCUUCAAGGGUCUGCCCGGUUAUUCCGGUGGGCCCGGCACGUGCAGGAUCACUGGCCAAGCUGACCCCCCCUCCGCGGGACCUCCUGGUCCUCAGGGGAACAAGGGCAAUCCAGGAGCCCCUGGGGACAAGGUGUGUGGCUGUGAUGGAGACAAGGGAGACCCCGGCAGCCAGGGGGCCAGCCGGCGAGGAGCUUCGGGCCCAAGGGGUCUCAAGGGACAAAAAGGCGGUCGAGGACGUGAUUUGCCACUUUUCCACGGGUGAAUGGUGCCUUGAACAGGUUAGCGGAGAACUGUCGCCGCUGGUCUCACAUCAACCCGUGUAGUGACAGAAACAUUGCCGUCUUUUAUAUUAGUGCUUACCUUAGUCAUUUACACCUUUCUUUUGAGCUUGACUCCGCUUGUUGGUGACCAUAAACUUUCCCUCAGU